Pogona vitticeps (central bearded dragon) is the source of this 1969-nucleotide messenger RNA. RefSeq names its product testis expressed 28 (gene TEX28). Gene Ontology annotation, cellular component: endomembrane system. NCBI's taxonomy places the organism in Eukaryota, Metazoa, Chordata, Lepidosauria, Squamata, Agamidae. The record is from RefSeq and is a predicted model, not a curated record.
UCCACCCCCUCCUCCGAGUGCUGCCUCUUUUCUAACGGUCGCCUGGAGAAGCCUGGGAUGUAAAUUGACAGACGCAUAUGAGACAGUCCAUGGAAUGUCUACCCAACAUGGCCCUGGAAUGUCAGGCCUGAAAGAGGAAAACCAAGUAGGGUAGAAGCUAGGCACAGCAGAAGGUGCCCACAAAUUCAGCACCCAUGGUGGAUCUCUCAUCCAAAGGAGAAUCACCUCAGCAGGCAGAAGACUCCACAAAUGAGCCCCACAUCACCACAGCAGAGCCCAGCAGACGCGACCGCAGCCCCUCUGUUGCAUCCACCUCUUCCCAGUCAGGCUACCGCAACCAGAAGGAUGCCCUACGCCAUCGUAUACUGCACUUGUCCGAGCUGUUGAGGGUGGAAAGGACCAAUCGUGAUGACAACACCUCCUACUAUGUGGAGCUAGUGAGCAAGGCUGACCGAGAAAAGGCUCCCUCCAUCCGUCAGGCCUUUGAACGCAUCAACCAGCGCUCCUCAGCUAAUAUUGCUCAUCUGGAGCAACGCCUACUGGAUAGCUGUGCCCAGCUGAAGAAGUUAGAGCAGAGGGUUUUUGCAACUCCGGACAGUAGCUCCACUUCCACAUCUACCCUACAGCAGCAUUCUGCCUCCAGGAGCAGCUUUUCUCGAUUGUCACCCUUUCACCUACCCAGGAUCCGGACUGCAGAAACCGUAACUGCUGAGGAAGUUCAUCUCCCUCCCCUCUCAGAGAGCAAAGAAAAUUGUCCUGUCCCAGAGCCAGUCCCAAAACAAUUCCUUGAGGAUGAAAGCAAGCAGAAGCUUGAAGAGUUGAAGGCUCAGCUGGCAGAUCUAAGGGAAGAUCAGAAGGCACUGGAGGAUGAAUGGCACAAGAUGGAUGAGGCAUGGAAAGCUGACAAGCAGAAGAUGAUGGAAUUUCUGCAAGAGGAGAAAAAAAGACAUUAUAAUCUGGAAGUACAAGUGAAUGACAUGAUUCAGAUAAAUCAAAACGAGAUCACCAACCUCAAACAAGACCUGGCCUGCACUGAGGAGAAGAUGGUCUACCAGUCUUAUGAGAGGACCCGGGACAUUUGGGAGAUGCUGGAGUCCUAUCAGACGCGUUUGGCUAAAAUGGAAAUGCAGCAGCAGGCCCAACAGCAGGAGGCAAGAGAGCUGCCCCAGGCCAAUAUCUACAAACUUUAUGGGCAACUCAUGAAUCUCCUGCUGACUAUUGCUGCCAUUCUUCUAGUGUGCGCCUCCACUGUUUCAACCUGUGCUCUUCCUCUUCUGCGUACACGCUGGUGUGCCAUGACCACUUUGCUUGUGAUCAUUGUUGUAAUAGCUGUUUGGAACUAUUUCCCUCCUACUGCCCAGCUAGAGUGGAAAACAUGGCUUCCUUCUGCUUAGUAACAAAAGAACAAAACAGCAUGCAUAUUUUUGUAUGUAUUCCAGUGCUUUCUGAUGCUCCCUAAUGCAAGCAAACUUCUUUCUUAAAAACCUGUUAAAAUGCUGUACUUUAUCAUCUUUCUAACUUUUUAACUUGUCUAUGACUGCAUCAAACUAUAUGUGAUCAUUCAUUCCAUGUAGGGUCCAACUCUGACUUAGGUGUGAAGAGCUUAGACGUUGGUGCCCAUACGUGAUAAAGAGCUUCAGAACUGAAGAGAGAAACAGAGGGUCUGCAUACCAAAAUUAAUGCACCCACAAUUUGAACUAGUUAGGUUGAGUAUGGAGAAAAGUGAAACCAACAGGUUUACAUUCUAAUGUCUCAGGAUACAACUAGACAAGCAAAUGUCCCUGGCUGGAUUGGGCUAAACAGGGUCGCUUUGAGGUGUGGUGUGCCAUUUGGGGCAAUCCUUGCAUUUGUAUGCAAAGUUUGGGUGGUUUCAGGGCAGAGUAUCACUCUGUACCUUAACCCUCUGCUAAAAAAAGUUAUUUGUAAGUGGCAUGUCUGUGAAUCGAUGUGCCACUUGAGUGAAACAGUG